Messenger RNA from Dovyalis caffra, 909 nucleotides. Lineage: Eukaryota; Viridiplantae; Streptophyta; Magnoliopsida; Malpighiales; Salicaceae. The record is from the annotation of a GenBank genome assembly.
AUGGAAGACGAGCAAGUGGAGCCCCAAGUUUUCGCUGACCACGAAGACGACCCUCCAGUGUUAAGUUCACAUGCUUUAGCUGCUUUGAAAGAGUUCCUCCAAGAACAACAACAACUCAUCACUGACCAAACUGCACAAACGGGAGGAGAAGGAACUGAAACAGGAAAUAGAGUUGCCUUAGUAGCAGAGGACUGGAGGCUGAGCCAGUUUUGGUACGACCAAUUAACCGCAGAGACUGUAGCAAACGAGGUUCUUACUUUAUUGAACAACCCUAGUUCACUCGCUGCUUGCAUUGCUUGCCCAACUCUCUUUGCUUACAUCAAGAAAAUUGAUCCGAGUGUGAAUGUGCAAUUGUUGGAGUACGACAAGAGAUUUGAGCAAUACGGGAGUGAUUUCACUUUUUAUGAUUACAACAAACCAGAAGAUUUGCCUGAUGAAUUUAAGCAUAAUUUUCAAGUUGUUGUUGCUGAUCCUCCUUACUUGAGUCAGGAGUGCUUAGAAAAGGUUGCUCAAGCAAUUUCUUUUCUUGCAAUACCAGGAAAAUCUUAUGUGCUGCUACUCACAGAUGUUGAAACAUCACCUGAUGCACUCGUUUCAAAGCUUCAAGGCAUGAUUCAGCUUUGGAGGAAUCUGUAUAUAGCAACCAAUGAACAAUUAUACAAUUACUUUGAUAAAUUGAGGUCUCAUUUCAACGUCCAUUUACUUGAUGAUUGGAAGAUAGGCAAUUUGGUUGAUAACGAAGAAGAGAAAGAGACAGGAGACGUGCAGAGGGAUAGGGCAGCUGAACUGUUGGGAUUGCGUUCAUGUGGUUUCAAGCCUCAACAUUCUAGCAAACUUGGGAAUGAGUUUAGGCUGUUCACAAACUAUGACCCUGGGAUGAGGUUAGGAGGGUGGGAGCUGGAGAAAUAG